GCCCUUCUUUCCGGGAGGAAACAAAAGCCAUUUCGCUGGGAUUUCACGCCAUUCGCUUUCCUCCCCCGCAUCUCUGCUUCCAUCACGUGCACACCGCCUGAUCGAUGAAAUUCCCCACUCGCCUACCAACCUCCCCGUCCCCGAUGCCAACCACGGCGGCCACCGCCAGCGCCGUGGCAUCCCCCUCCACCUCCACAUCGUCAGCUACCCUCCUCCCCCGCCGCCGCUUCCUCCCUCCGGCCUCCACGCCCGCCCGCUGCCGCCUCGUCCCCACGCCGCCGCGGUGGCGCGCGCGCCUCCACAUCGCGCCCCGGGUGGCCGUCGGCAGCGACGUGUUCUCGUCGCCUGACGUGGCCGCCGAGCAGGCCGCGGCCGCGCCCAAGGUCGGGAAGCGCGUGCGCGUCACGGCGCCUGUCCGCGUCCACCACGUUGCCAAGGCGCCGGGACUGGACCUGCGCGGCAUGGAGGGCGUAGUCAAGCAGUACGUCGGCGUGUGGAAGGGCAAGCGGGUCACGGCUAAUCUCCCCUUCAAGGUGGAGUUCGAGCUCAAUCUGGACGGCCAGGACAAGCCCGUACGGUUCAUCGCCCACCUCCGCGAGCGAGAGUUCGAGAUCGUCGGAGACGAGUAGAGCUCUUGGUUACAGAAUAACGCGCUCCCAGCGGCGACUGAGGCAUCUGUAUACUAUCUAGUCUUUGAGAGAGGAGGCCGUCGAGGGUGUAAGAGAUUGCAACUUUACAAGUAAGUUGCUCUUUGUUUACUUGUAUGCGGUGUGCUUCUCCCCUCUCCUCUACAGCAUCGAUUUUUUUUUCAGAUGUGACGAAUUGUUUGAAUGUUGUACUUUGUGAUCCAAAGUGAUUAAAAUGACAUAUCUGUUACUGAUUGUGUUCAGAA
Messenger RNA from Setaria italica (foxtail millet), 892 nucleotides. Its product is annotated as ferredoxin-thioredoxin reductase, variable chain. The record is from RefSeq and is a predicted model, not a curated record. Gene Ontology annotation, biological process: photosynthesis. The transcript has a single exon. Lineage: Eukaryota; Viridiplantae; Streptophyta; Magnoliopsida; Poales; Poaceae. Bases 105 to 629 code for a protein of 174 amino acids.